Messenger RNA from Clupea harengus (Atlantic herring), 518 nucleotides. It is a transcript of the gene ndufa7, whose product is annotated as NADH:ubiquinone oxidoreductase subunit A7. NCBI's taxonomy places the organism in Eukaryota, Metazoa, Chordata, Actinopteri, Clupeiformes, Clupeidae. Gene Ontology annotation, cellular component: mitochondrial inner membrane; respiratory chain complex I. The record is from RefSeq and is a predicted model, not a curated record. Gene Ontology annotation, biological process: ATP synthesis coupled electron transport; mitochondrial electron transport, NADH to ubiquinone.
GUUAAAAUUCUAUUCGAGUUACAAUUACAAGCUUCACCCUGAUCCUAGAUCUGACCGCCGAGUAACCUACUGCUUCAAACGCCGUCCUUCACAACAGCAAUGGCGUCAGCUACUAAAAUAAUUCAGAGAAUUAGGAACUUGUUUGCGGGGCAUGACCUCCAAGCAAAGCUGCAGCUGCGUUACGGUGAAAUGGCAAAGAGGACUCAGCCACCACCAAAGCUGCCAGUAGGCCCCAGCCAUCAAUUUGCAUUCAACUACUACUGCACCAGAGAUGGACGCAGGGAGGCAGUUCCUCCUACUGUUGUGAUGUCUCCUCAUAAAGCUCUAGCAGCUGGCACUGAGGCCAGUGCAGUGGAGACAAAGCGGCCAGUCUUACCUGGACCUCAAUUGAAGGAAUUGGAAUUGUCGAAAGAUCAGCCAUACCUUUAAUGGGCAUGACACUACCCUGCAGUUGUGUGUGUUGUUGAUGUACAGUUAUCCUGUUCCACUGUAAGAUACCAAUAAAAUCUAUGAAUAUG